Messenger RNA from Corythoichthys intestinalis (scribbled pipefish), 2477 nucleotides. It is a transcript of the gene slc17a5, whose product is annotated as solute carrier family 17 member 5. The record is from RefSeq and is a predicted model, not a curated record. The transcript has 11 exons. Gene Ontology annotation, cellular component: membrane. Gene Ontology annotation, biological process: transmembrane transport; monoatomic anion transport. Gene Ontology annotation, molecular function: transmembrane transporter activity. Bases 308 to 1798 code for a protein of 496 amino acids. Lineage: Eukaryota; Metazoa; Chordata; Actinopteri; Syngnathiformes; Syngnathidae.
AUUUAAGGAAGCCUGUCACCACCUGCAAGUGUCGGACUAUUACAUUCUACAUGCUUGCUUACCGCUGUGUGCGUCUUCUGGAGAUCUCUUGCCUGUUACGGGGGCGCGGAAGGCGAGUACUGCAGCCCGACCGCAGCGGAACCCUCCUCGGCAAGCAGGUCGAGAGAUGGGCGGGUUGCCUGGCUGAGAUGAGACCAAGAAAUAGGAGGGGCCUGAGAGCUCUGUCGUCUGCUUGUCUUCUAUCUUGCGGAUGUUUAGCUUUGUAGCUCGUCAGCGUGCCAUGUCUGCAGCAAAGUGAGCGAGCGAGAUGUUGUCGCGCGGCUCGGACACGGACGGCGAGGAGCAGCAGCAGCAGAAGCCUCUUCUUCACCGCGGACGUAAGGACAACAUCCAGCGGGCUCCAGCAUGCUGCUCGGCGCGCUACGGCCUGGCUCUGCUGUCGUCUUUCGGCUUCUUCGUGGUCUACUCGCUGCGGGUCAACCUGAGCGUGGCCAUGGUGGACAUGCUCAACACCACCCACCGACCGCAACACAACCAUAGUAGCUCCGUGUGUCCCGCCCACGCUAGCCCCGCGCGGCCCAAACAUAACCAGACCGCUAGCGUGUACGACUGGGACUCUGAGACACAAGGCUGGAUCUUGGGCUCCUUCUUCUACGGUUACAUCAUCACCCAGAUUCCCGGAGGCUACCUGGCAGGCCGCUGGGGGCCCAAGUGGCUGAUGGGAUUGGGGAUCCUGGGCACGGCGGUGUUCACGCUGCUCACUCCCGCGGCCGCCGACUUGGGCGCGAGCUACCUCAUCGCCGUCCGGGUCCUGGAAGGUGUCGGAGAGGGCGUGACCUUCCCCGCCAUGUAUAGCAUGUGGGCAGCAUGGGCGCCACCGCUGGAGAGGAGCCGUCUUCUCACCAUCUCCUACAUAGGAGCCCAGAUCGGGACGGUGGUCUCACUCCCGCUGUCGGGGGAAAUAUGCUUCUACCUGGACUGGACCUACGUCUUCUACUUCUUUGGUGCGGUGGGCCUGUUGUGGUUCGUUUUGUGGACCUUCCUGGCCUUUGACAGUCCCAGCAGUCAUCCCUGGAUCUCACAACGGGAGAGAAGCUACAUCCUGAGCUCGCUGAAGAAUGAGCUGUCGCCAGAGAGGGGGCACAUCCCCUGGCGAUCCAUCGUGACGUCCUGUCCGCUGCUGGCCAUUGUGGUGGCUCACUUCUCGUACAACUGGACCUUCUACACUCUGCUCACGCUCCUGCCAACCUACAUGAACGACAUACUGGGCUUCAGCAUACAGCAGAACGGCUUGCUGUCCGCACUUCCUUACCUGGGCUGCGCGACGUUGGCCGUGCUGUGCGGUCAGCUGGCCGACUACCUUCGGGAAAAGCGCCGCUACUCCGCCGUGGCGGUCCGAAAGUCCUUCACCCUCGUGGGGAUGAUCGGACCGGCUGCGUUCCUGGUGGCGGCCGGUUACACGGGUUGCAACUACACCUUGGCCUUGACUUUCCUCACCGUCUCCUCGUCGUUGGGCGGCGCGUCGGCGUCCGGCUUCAACAUCAACCACCUGGACAUCGCUCCCUCAUACGCCGGAAUCCUGCUGGGCAUCACCAACACCUUCGCCACCAUUCCUGGCAUGGUGGGACCAGUCAUCGCACGAAACCUCACUGUCAAUAACACGAUGGAAGAAUGGCAGACCGUGUUCUACAUAGCGGCUGCCAUCAACCUGUUUGGUGCCACCUUCUACACCAUCUUUGGAAGAGGCAACGUGCAGCCUUGGGCCAUUAACGCCAACACGUACUCGCGCGGAGACUGAGACCAAAGCGCCGUCCACGCGAGCCCCUUUCAUUCAGAGUUCUGGAGAUAAUUGUCAAAAGACACAGGUAAAAGAUGGUCUUCUCGGAAGGAGAUGGUCAUACUGGGAUAAUCAUUUCUACUGCUGGGUUACUCGGGGAUCCAAAUGUUUGCUUGAUUCGUUAAACCCUUUCACAACAGUAGACUAGAUUGUUAUUAUUCUGGUAUCAUUUUUCUUUUCAUUUUAAUGAGACAAUGUACCAUUUCCUGCUUAAAAAUGAACCUCAUAUUGUAUUUUGGAGCACACGCCAAGCUGGGACACUCAGGUUUGUUUAAAAAACAUUCAAAGGGAUCAAGUACCUAUUGUUUACUAAUUAUUAGUGUGUUUUUUUUUAGAAGCACACUACUGAUGCAAAAGCUCGAAUUGAAAUAUUAGAACAUUUUGUCUCGAUCAGUCAAGUGAUUUAAAGAAAAAAAAAAAAGCCCGUUUUGCACAUUUUUACAGAUGUCACUUCAUUUUUAGGUCUUGCUUACAAUUGUGCCUUAAUGAAGUUUUGGAAAGUUGCUCACACUGCAGAGUGGAUUUAAUGAAAAAAGAAAAAAGCUAUGUGAGAAUGAAUUUCUUGAUGUAGAAAAUGUAAUAACUGUAAAUCAAGGCUGUGAAAAUGUUGGUAUGUGAUAAAUAUAUAUCCUUUCCAGCA